Didymella exigua CBS 183.55 is the source of this 979-nucleotide messenger RNA. RefSeq lists its product as uncharacterized. Bases 38 to 550 code for a protein of 170 amino acids. Lineage: Eukaryota; Fungi; Ascomycota; Dothideomycetes; Pleosporales; Didymellaceae. Gene Ontology annotation, cellular component: mitochondrion; cytoplasm; glycine cleavage complex. The transcript is spliced from 3 exons. The record is from RefSeq and is a predicted model, not a curated record. Gene Ontology annotation, biological process: glycine decarboxylation via glycine cleavage system; protein lipoylation.
AAUUAAUUCUCCUUCCACACACGAGAUAAUUCGCACAAUGGCCUCUCGAUACUCUGUUGCUCGUGCUGCGCGCCAAUUGGCUUCUGCUAUGGCGAAAAGGCCAAGUCCUUUUGCCUGUCAGCAGUGGAAGCAGACCGCGCAGAAGCCCCGGCUAUUCACGGUGUCUGCCCAGUUGAAGGAAAAAAAGUACACCGAGGACCACGAGUGGAUUGAGGCCUCCGCCGACGGCAAGACAUACACCCUCGGUAUCUCCGAAUACGCUGCGAAAGCACUCGGUGACGUCGUCUACAUCGAACUCCCCCAGAUUGACCUCGAGGUUGGAGAGGGCGACGCCAUUGGCGCCGUCGAGUCUGUCAAGUCUGCCUCAGAUAUCCUCACACCCGUCAGCGGGACUGUUGCGGAGGUGAACGCGGCGCUGGAGCAAAAGCCGGGCGAUAUCAACAAGGAUCCUGAGGGUGAGGCUUGGAUCGCGAAGAUCACCGUCUCUGAGGAGCCUGCUGGCAAGCUAAUGAGCGAGACUGAGUACAAGAAGUUCACGGAGGAGGCAUAACUGCUGCAGAUGACACAUACCCCAUGCUUGAGUAAUGAACGAACAGAAGAGUAUUGCUAUUCGUCACAUAUUUGCUUCCAUUGAGACCGUGCGGUUUGGUUUUCUCGUCGAGUUUGUUAUGCUAAUAGGCAUCGUAGCAUUGUCUGUCUCUUGUGUGAGAUAGGAUUAGCCUUGUCCCAAAUUACGGCAUUGAGGACGGUUCGCACGCGCUGGGUGGUCUGCACAAAUCAAUCAAUCGCGGUCAGGCAGCGAGCGCCCAUGCAUCAUCAGUGGAAAGCAUCACCCAAUGACUACCCGCGAGCCGCCCAGGCCACGACAUCCACCAGACACACAGGCCCCCUAGUAUCACAGAGUGUUCGACUGCACGUCUAAAGACUAGAGCACACCUGAUCGUCACAGUCCACCGAGCAAAGACCAUUUACGCGAAGC